AACCUGUGCCUUCAUAGAUUCUUCUCCAAGCUCCAGUUUCUUAGCCAUGGAUCUCAAUAAGACCGAGGAGGUGAUCUCGAAACUGGAAAAGCUCCACCAGCAGCCCCACAUCUGGAAGUUUCUACUUCUUCUGCCAAGAUUGUACACAAACAGCGUCCGCGUGGAAGACCGUCUCCGUGGCGGGGCACUCCUCCUCCAGGCGGCUUUGAAUUCCUUGACAGCUUUGGAAGAUUUAGACUGGCUGCCCCUCAACCACACUUUCUCCACGGUUUCUGAAAUCGUGCUGAACGUGACCAUUUCGACGCUGACAUUUCUGCAGGAGCACGGGAUGGCUGCCGCUGGGUCCAGAUACAACCUGUCCCUGCGGGAGCUGGUGUGGGACCCACAGAAGGUCCAGGCUGACCUCAAAUCCCGAUUUGGCUUUGAUGACCUUCAUGCAGAACAAAUCCUGAAUUACUCCGCGGAAUUUCAGGAGAUUCCCACAAAGGCGGCUUUGGAGCGGAUGGUAUGUUCUGUCUUGUCCCGGACUUCCAAGGGCGAAGCUGUCCCAGAGGGUCACCCCGCAGACUGUCCCCCGCGCUGGUCUGAGGCCACAGACUACCUGGUGCACGCGGUCAGCUGGUUGCAAGCGUCCAAGCAGGUGCUCCCUGGUGUUCUCCAGCAGGUGCUCGCUGGGGCCGCCCGCAGCCUGGAGGCUCUCCGAGGUCCGACUGUGGAGGGGCGGGAGCCGCAGCAGGUGGUGAAGGUUCUGCAGGCUCUGCUUCCCCUCCUGAGUGACAGCUUGGUGGCAGAUGGCCCCGCCGGCAGCCGCCCAUCUCCCAAGACAUUACUGCAUCUGCAGCAGCUGGAGAAUGUCCUUCGAGAUCUGCCCCCGUGGCCCGCCCUGAAGAGACUGCUGCUGCUCCUCGGGGCGCCCAGGAACGCCGUAGCCCAGAAUUUGCGUUUUGUCCAAGCAGUGCUCACGUGCCCGGAGAGACCAGCUAACAGCUCCACACUGGGCGGACCCGAGCAAUUGCACCCAGAAAGGGACGCGUUCCUUCGGUGGAAGCAGGUCUUGGUGAAGAAGGCUAUGGACAGGUGCCUAAAUGCCAGCUUGUCUGGGAAGGAGGCUCUCCGGUGUCGUGGGAACCCUGGUGCUUGGGAGCGCCUCUGGGCACUGGCGUGUCCCCAUGACACCACCAAGAGCAGCGUUUUCAAUGAGCUACUGCAGUCAGCGGAGGACUCAGAAGUGGAAGCGCAGCUGGAGGACGUGGGCCUUUCCUGCAGGCGGCUCUCCCGGUGGCUGGCAGCGGCCGCCUCACCCGGGGACCGCGACCUUGCUGGUGACUGUAAGGACCAGCUUGCAGCAGCACUGAUCUUCCGCGCACUAGGAACAGUUCAGUCGUCCCUGGAGGAAACACCCGACUGGAAAGGCUUCACAGGAUUUAUCCGGAAGACCUGUGAACUGGUCCAUUCUGCAAACGUGCAAGGAAGCGUCCAGAACGGUCUGUCUGAUUUCUCUGAGGAAUCUCCUUGUUAUGAAGAAAACAUGGAUUGGGAAGCCAUCACCGAUAAUUAUUUCACAUUUUUGGGUAAUUUACUCAAGUCUCCAGCUGCUUCCAUCUCCAGAGUCUUGAAUUCCACAAAGGAACUUCUCAUGAUGGAAAAGAAGUUGCAUUCCCUCGAGGAUGAGGAAAUAUACUUUUUUUUAUCUUUUGUGAGAUUUUUGGAGGAAUUAUUGCCUGAUCCUUUCGACUCGCCCAGCGUGCCCAAAUUCCAUGACCUCCCAUCUCUCAGUGAGACUCUUCUGAACACAAGCCACUUGUGGGUCAACCAUUCAAGAAGUUUAGAGAGCGACACAUCUGCUAUUGCUACUCAGAAACUUUUGGAAUUUGGCAAAGUGGUGAUCGACAAAAUAGGAACUCUUGAAAGUCUCUGGAUAAAGAACGAAUCAGAUAAUAUUUUGAGGUUCAUGGAAUUAGUACUUUUUGAAAUUGAUCCCAAGCUCCUGGAAUUGUGGAUAUAUGGCAUUUCAAAAGAAGAAAGAGUCAGGCUGGAAACCGUGUCUACACUUCUUAAUUUUUCAGUCACAGAAGACGAGAGGAUCCUUACCAAGAGCCUUAACUUUUCCCAGUUGUUCCAGUCAGACUGGCCGCGAUUGCCAGCUAUGGAAAUGGACUUUGUGCAUUUGAGUGAAACUGUGAUAAGCAGUCUCUAUGAGCUCGGAUUUCUGAAGGAAGGACAAGUCUUUGAAGCUCUAGACACAGUCUAUGCUAUAAGGAAUGCGUCUGAACUUUUCUCAGCCCUUUCUGAGUCCGAAAGACGAGCCGUGGACAUGGUCUUGACUAAGAUAUAUCUAGACAUCUUCCAGGACAAUGAUUCAGCUUUGCUUCUGAAGAUUUAUGCUUCAUGUUUUGAAUAUAUUUAUAAACUCUUGAGCAUUCCAAGUACAGAGGCUUUGCUAUCUUUCCUUGCACAAACCUCAGAGCGCAUCUUGGAUAUCAUAAAGCAAUUUGAUUUUCAAAACGUCAGUAAAGCAUUUGAAUUUUUGUAUGAGACAACAGGAGUUCUUGAGGGACUUUCUGAGGGAUCUCAUUGUCAGCAGUUGCUUUCAAUUUUUAACUACUUGGAGCUCCAGGCCCAAUCCCUGAUGUCUACUGAGGGCCCAGAACUGGAAGUGAUCCCUGCUACAUUGACAGGCCUCAAACAGCUGCUCUUGGUAGACAAAGAUUUCCGUAUUUCCUUCUUUCAAUACAUGAGCCAACUCUUCAACGAAUCAGUCAAAGCCCCAUUGGGCAAUGAAUGCUUUGCCUUGGAUAAUAAGAACAUCUCUUCUGUGAAUUACUCAAAAGAUAGAGGGUCUUCAUUUAUUCUUCCAUGGACACAAAUUCUUUCCAACCUCUCAGCGGAUGGCAGGACGUUCAAUGAGUUCAUGGCUGUUCACUGUACGGUCUCAUGGCUUCAGAUGUGGACUGAAAUCUGGGGAGGCGUAUCUCAUCUCUUCCAGCUUGACAUGAAUGUUUUUACUCCUCUCCAUGUUGGUCUCACUCAGCUUCUGGAUGAAUUGGAAAGUGAUGUGAGAAUUUCUGAAAGCUGCCAGGGAAUGUUUCCCACCCAUCGCCCUGCCAGACUCCUAUUGGAUUUGUUUAAAAAUGUAACUCAAGCUGAUGGCUUUCAUGAUUGGGAUGAUUUUUUGAUUCUCAGAGACCUCUGGGUAGUAUUAGGUGAUGCAUUAGUUGGGGUAAAGUCACUUAGCCCGGAGCAGGUAAGGAAAGCCCUUUUUACCAUGGAAACUGCCCUGCAUCAGCUAAACACAUUUCCGUUAAACACAAAUGCAAGCAGAGAGUUUUUCUAUUCUCUGCUUGAUGUUUUCAUGGAAUUGAGCAACACCUCAGCAUACAUCGACAGAAACGUACAACUGAUAAAUCACUUUCUUACAAAUAACAUUACAAAUUAUGGAGUGAGGCUUGACAGUGUCAUCACUGAGCUAAGAGAAACAAUGUUAUUGCUUCGAAAUGUGUCACAUGACCAAGAUUUAUUGUCCUGUGCCCGGAUUUUCCAAAAUGUUACCGAGUUUAUUUUGGAAGAUGGUUUAUACGUAAAUAUGUCACAGAAGACAUUACGUAUUCUGGCCAUGUUAAAUUCCACAUUUUCCUCCAAGGACACGAUUAGCAAACUGAAGGGAUGCGUCACGUGGAUAGACAUCACGAACCACCUGUACGUGAUGUACAACUCCAGUGUUGCACAUGACUAUCUUCAGGGUAACCUGAGGAGUUUCAGAGACGUGGGAGACAAAAUUAAUUCUACACUGAAACUUGCUGCUUGGAUUCUUGGUAUGAAGGGGCCUCACUGCACACUGAAUAAGUCAGAUACAAACUGUGUGAACAUUGUAUUGAAAAAUGUAACCGACUUUCUGAAUGCCAUACUCACCGAAGUCUUUGAAAGGGAAAAGGUACCCAAAUUUGAGAUCUUGCUAACCCUUUUCAAUGAUUCCACAAACCAAGUAAGGAUGAUUAUCAACAACCUGACGAGAGACUUUGAUUUUGUAUCUCAAUCCAACUGGACGCGUCUUACUGAAUUAAUUCUAAGACCCCUAGAGUUGUCAGAUGACAUACCUAGCCAGUUUACAAAUCUUUGGCUGCAUUUAGUAGCUCUGGGGAAGGAAAUUCAGAAACUUAUGAAAGGUAUUUCCACUCACCUCCCAGAAAAUGUCUCCUCUUCUACAUCUGAAAAGUAUCUAAACCUAUUUGCUACCAGCUCAAAAGAAAAGGAUGUCAACAGGUUAGGCCGUUCAUUUUAUCAUCUAGCCAGCUACCUUCUCUUCAACCUGUCUCAUGAUCUCCAAAAUCCAUCACCAGUAAUGCCCCACAAAAUCAUGAACGCUGUAGGUCUUGCCAUCCAACUGAUUCGGGACGUGUUCAACUCCCUGGUGCCCUCAGUUCUUCGCAACAUUCCACAAGAUCUGGGUGAUAUUCAAGUUUUCAAGAAGGUAGCAUCUCUCCUGCACACUCUCAAGAAGACAGACAUAGACCUGCUGGUCGACCAACUUGAGCAAAUGAGCGAAAGCCUAACAGAUUUCUUUAAGAAUAUCAGUAGCUUAGGUACCCACAAUCUGGGGGCCAACCUGCUUGUAGGCCUGGUGGAGAAAUUUGUAGACAGCUCACAUUCUUGGAAUGUCAAUCAUCUGCUGAAGUUCUCACGCUUGUUCCCUAAGGACGAUGUGAAUGUCGUGGUAGACGUGUACUACAUGCUUCCUCAUGCUGUAAGGCUCCUGCAGAGGGGAGUUGAUAAAAACAUCACAGAACUCCUCAAGGAUGUCUAUAACUUCACGCUCCUUCAUGGCAUAAGCAUUUCCAAUGUCACCAAGGAAGACUUUGCUAACGUGAUAAAAACUCUUUUGGACACAAUUGAAUUAAUAGCGGAGAAACCAGGAAUUCUUUCCAAGGCUUUCACUUGCCUUCCUGUGGUUUGGUGCUGGAAUCACACAACUUCUGGGUUUCAGCAGAAUCCGAAGUUAGAAGGCUGUAAAUCCCAUGAGCUUAUGCCAUCUUCCUUUUAUACCAAAGUGGCCAGCCUGCUUGACUACCUCCACGUCUCUCCCCCAGGUGAAGGUUUACAAUGUUUGGACGAAGGUUCACAGAAGGAGAUUACGAGGAAGAUGGUCUGUGUAAUUCGUGAGCUAGUGGACUGGAAUUCCAUUCUUCUGGAGCUUUCCGAAGUCUUCCAUGUUAAAAUUUCGCUUGUGAAAACCAUGCAGGAAUUUUGGCAUAAAGUGUUACCAUUUGUCCCGUCUUUUGAAAAUCAAAGCAACAGUAGCAUCUCUGAACUUUGUCCCAGUGGCCGCAUAAGGCAAAUUGUUUCGCAAAUCAUAGCAAAAUUAAAAAAUGUUAACUUUACAACAAUUCCAUUAGAUGAACACAUUCUUGAUACACUAGCUAGUUUAAACAAGAUCCUUAACCUUAGUGAAGGCACAGAGGCAUCUGUUCGAAAUAAGAUUUCCUUGAAUUUUGAAAAGAUCAUGAAGUUGCCUUCUGGGGAUCAGCACCUAGAAAAGAGCCCCCAUUCUCUAGACCCUCCAUCUGAGACAUUUCUUGAUGUGAACCUGACAGGCAAUAGUUUAGAAGCACCAUCAAGUUUUACUAAAAAAAGAGAAAAAACUUUCCACUCUUCUUACUUUGAGGAUCUAGGGAUGGAGCUUGAAGAAAUCAUGGCCAAUCUAAGCCACAAUUUUCCUAUCAAACCCCGGCUUUCUGAAAUUAUCAGAGAAAUUCAGAUGCUUAAUUCAGAGACUCUUCAAAAUGUAACUUUGCAACUUGCCCAUUUUUUCGAAAGCCUGGGCUCAUCGUCAUUGAGGAUAUCAGAAGUCGUUGAAGAUUUUCUGUUGGUCGUAAAAAACUGGCUUCGUAAAUGGGCAAAGGAAGAUGAUUCUGGAAUGAUUCAAACAUUAUUUCUUCUUACGGCCAAUGAGAGCUCAACUGAUGAUCUAGCUUUGUUGACCAACAAAGAUAUUGCUACCUUUUGGGGGCUUCUUAAAACCAUUUCUAGGGAAGGUAAUUCUGAUGUUGCCCAUCUUAUGCAACUGCUAAGCCAAGAACAGCUAACUAAUUUCUCACUUGUUCAAUUCCUUUUUGAAAGUUUCCUAAUUAAUUCAAUCAGUAAUUUAACUGGGAGGUCUCCAGAGGCAGCCUCAAAUUCAAGUGAUAGUGACCUUCACAUAAUGAAUUUCAUUAAGCUUACCUUGAACCGGACACAGUCAGAAAAUGGUGAGAGAAUAAUCCUUCCUCCGAGAAGUGUAGUGGAUUUCAUGGAACAGGUUUUGAAAACAUUCUUCUCAUUUUUGCUAGAGGAAAAUUCUGAGAACAGAAUAUCUCUUCUGCUAAAGGCCUUCCACAAAGACAUCAUUGCAGAGUUGAGUUUUGUCCCAAGGGAUAAAAUCCUAGAAAUUCUGACACUGGAUCAACUUCUUACUGCCUCAAAAGAAGACAGACUGAUGAGCAUUUUCUCAAGUUUAAAGGAAACUCUAAAUCAUCUAGUCAAAAGUUCAUUUAUUUUAGACAAUGGACAAUUUCAUUUCGAUCAUCAUCAAGGACUGAAGUUCAUGAGAGAUUUAUUUAAUGCUCUUCUAAGGGAAACCCCAGGGAAAAAUAAGACCGAAAAUAAUUCAGAGUUUCUUGCGGCCGUGAGUCAGUUGCUUUUCCACACAAACAGCUCUGAGGAUCUCCUCCAUCUCAGUCACAAUCUUAGGUCAGCUCUCCAGCUUGUGAGAGAAAGUUCUACAGAGGUAGCACGUCUCCUGGACGUGCUUGUACACUCUCCUCAUGAGGGUUCCCGUGACUUGUAUCCUACACUCCAAGAAGUUAUACUUUCCAAUCUAACUAGUUUGCUUUCCUUCAUAAAUAAUUCAUUCCCUCUAAGAAACAGGGCAACAUUAGACAUUACCAAGAGAUUGCUUGGUGUUAUCUCAAGAGUUGGUGGAGAAAGUGAUGCCCCAGAGCCUCUUUUGGAGAUGUCUGAUACCCUGACCAUGCUGGUGAGGGACAUUGCUGAGAUGAGAGACCUUGCCACCUCGGUGACCUCUGCUGUGGAGCUUCUGGGGCUAGCCACGAGAGUUGCCCGGAAAGUGGCCACCAUAUUUGAAACUCAUUCCAUCCCCAACACCACUGAUGCUAUGAAAUUCUUUGACAGUCUCUAUACUGUUUUGCGACAAAGUGUUCGAAAUGUUGUGAGAAAAAUAGGUACUUUGAAGAACGUAGACCAUUUCACAUCAGAAAAUAUAAGCAACUUGUUGACACCAUUUCUUGACUUGGCUUUUGGGAUGAUUGGGGUCAAACCUAAUAUUUUGCAAGACUCUGAUGUUAACGUGUCUGCAAGCACAUUCUCAUAUAUGAACCAGUCCAAGGACUUUUCUGAUAUUUUGAAAGAAAUCACUGAAUUUUUAACUUCUCUGAAAAGCAGUUUGGGAGACAUGGAGCAUCUUGUGGUAGCUUUUAAUAACGGGACCCAAAUAUUUGCGAUGGAUUCACUCAGCGUAUGGGAAGAAGUUUUGGAUUGCUUAGUUCCUAUAAAUAAUAUCAUCAACCAGAUAGACUUCUUACAUCCUAAUCCACUUCCCAAUGAUAGUUACCCUCAAGAUACAACGUGGGAAAGAACCCAGGAAGUGAUCCUGUUUUUGGAUGAAAUGCUAUCACAAGACAUCAUCGGAAUUGGGACUUAUUUAAGAAGAAUGAUUGAUCUCACCUUGGAAGCUCUUUGGAGUGACUUAGAGAAGGAUGACUGGCAUGUCUCUAAUCUGUGGCUGGCAUUUGCUCAGCAUCCAGAUAACCUUUUGAAAGCCAUAAAAACAGCUGGGGAGGUCUCUGGUGGAAGAGAUGGCCUGAGUGGACCUUUGUUUUCCAACAUGUCUCUGAUUCAGAAUGUAACUCAUCAACAGCUUAAAGAAGCAGUGCAGAUCGUGUUAAAGAGAAUGGCUCUCUUGAGGAAGGAACUUCCCCUAGAUAACUCUCAGUGGAUAAAUGCCACGAGAACUUUGUUCCAGCCCAUUUUUGAGAGUCUUGUUCAUGUAGCCACUGGGAAGAAGAUCACAUUGGAAAAAGGAGAGAGGACCAAAAAGGUGGUGGCUGGUUUUCCUUCCAUUCUCCAGCUGUCAUCAAGUUUCAAGCAAUUCCUGAAGGGAUUAAUUGCAUUGAUUGAGUACUGGCAAGAGGUCCCGUUGAUGGAUCAAAGUGUGGAAAUGUGUCAAAUUUUCCAGCAGCUUCAGAACCCCCCAGAAGCCAUCGUGAUCCUGCAGAAAGUGACGGUGCUGGUUCUCCGUGUGUUCAGCAUCUUUGCAGAAAACCCUUCCUUGACCAAGGACAUGCUGUGUGCUGCUCUGAGCUGCAAGCAGGGUGGGAUGCGGCGGCUGAUCAUACCUGCUCUCCAGGGGGCCGCCCUGAUGCAUGACCACUACCAGGAAAUGCAGAAGAUGUGGUCCUCACCCCCUCAGCUCAAUUGUGAAGGUCUCAGCAGGAAUCUUUCUAGCUCCUUGGAAAGCCUCAGGAACAGCCUGGAGCACGCCGCCGACCGGGACUGUGAAUGCCGGCCGCUGCCGGACCUGGCUCUGCAGCGUGUGCGCACGUUGGCCCAAAGCCUUGAGAAGACCUGGUUGUCCGGGAAUCCCAUGCUGACUCUUAGCAAUUUCACAGUGACGGGGGAUGUAAAAGUCAAAGAUUUGGUGCAGAACAUCUCCAAGCUAACCCACGAGCUUCAGUCUUCCAUCCACAUCUCCAACGAGACUAUCCACAGCCUUCUAGAAGCCAGCAUCUCCCGUUCACAGGUGCUCUCAGGGGCCCUCAUGGUGGCCCUGUCCGGGAGGUGUGAUGCGGACACUCUCCGGCUGCUGCUGAAGCUUCCCGAGGCCCGAGGGUCCUGGGCUGCAGCGGAGGAGCUGUGUGGCCUGCCCGGGCCCCACGUGUAUGCUCUGAUCGUGUCCAUGAGUCAGAACCUGAAUCUGCGCAAUGUCAUUUACAAAACUCUGAUGCCCUCGGAAGCCCACGACACACUCAGCUCCCUGUUGAAUGUGGUCUCCAGGCUCAACCACUUGCUUGCCAAAGCCGGCCACGUUCUGGAAUACCUCCCCGAAUUUCUCCACUCGUAUAAGAUCACCACCUUGCUGGACAUGCCCGACUUCCAACAGGCUCUGCAGCGUGGCCCGUCCAGAAGUUCAGCCUUCGGUUCUUUCCAGAUCGUCAUGAAGAAGGUUUGCAAGGACCAAGCAUCCUUCUUCAGCGGCUCUAACUCGUUCAUUGACUUGCCCAGAAUCAACGAGCUCCUGGGAGGGGACAAAGAAAAAUUCAACAUUCCUGAAGAUUCAACACCGUUUUGCUUGGACCUCUAUCAAGAAAUUUUGCAGUCUCCAAAUGGCGCUUUGGUGUGGUCCUUCCUAAAACCAAUAUUACAUGGAAAAAUAUUGUACACACCAAACACUCCAGAGAUUAAUGAAGUCAUUCAAAAGGCAAAUCAUACGUUCCGUUUCGUGGACAAGCUAAAGACGUUAACAGGAACAUUGCUAAAAAUGUCCAGCAUGUUUCAGAAUGGAGGAAAUGACCAGAUGCUCGGCCAGCUGCAGGAAGCCCUGAGGAACAAGUUUAUAAGAAAUUUUAUAGAGAGCCAACUGCACAUUGAUGUUGAUAAACUGAUGGGAAAGCUCCAGACUUACGGAGGGAAGCUGGACAAGAUGUUUGCCCACGGAGGUGCCGGACGCAUCCGAGUCCUCGGCCGCAUCUUGGUGAACCUCUCCUCCUGCGUGGUGCUGGACCGUUUCCAGGCACUGGAGUCCGUCGCCAGCCUGGAGGCGAAAGCCCGUGAGCUUAUGCGACAGAACAGCUUCUUGGCUAGUGUCAUAUUCAACACUUCCCUGGCAGACAGGAACUCGGGGGCCCCGUCCCUGCGGCUGGCACCCCACGUCACCUACACUAUCCGGACCAGCAUCUUAUACAGCAUGAGGACGGACUUGGUGAAAAACCCUUCCUGGAAGUUUCAUCCUCAGAGCCUACCAGCCGAUGGGUUCAAGUACAACUACAUCUUUGUCCCUUUGCAAGACAUGAUCGAGAGAGCCAUCAUCCUGGUGCAGACCGGGCAGGAGGACGUGGAACUGGCUGCGCAGACACAGGCCAUGCCGUACCCAUGCCACACCAGGGACCUAUUCUUGAACAACGUCGGCUUCUUCUUCCCUCUGAUAAUGAUGCUGACGUGGAUGGUGUCUGUGAGCAGCAUGGUCCGAAAGCUGGUUUACGAGCGAGAGAUCCAGAUAGAAGAGUACACGAGAAUGAUGGGCGUGCAUCCCACCGUCUUCUUCCUGGCCUGGUUCCUGGAGAACGUGGCCGUGUUGGCCUUGAGCAGUGUAGCCCUGGCCGUCAUCCUCAAAGCGAGCGGCAUCUUCACGCACAGCAACACCUGCAUCAUUUUCCUCUUUCUCCUGGAUUUCGGGGUGUCGGUCAUCAUGCUGAGUUACUUCCUGAGUGUGUUUUUCAGCCGAGCGAACACAGCUGCCCUCUGUACCAGCCUGGUGUACAUGAUCAGCUUUCUGCCCUACAUAGUGCUGUUGGUUCUCCAUAACCAACUCAGUGUUGUCAUGCAGACGUUUCUGUGCCUGCUCUCCACCACGGCCUUUGGACAAGGAGUGUUUUUCGUCACCUUCCUAGAAGGACAAGAAGCAGGGGUCCAGUGGACUAACAUGUACCAGCCUCCGGAACCGUCGGGCAUGACGUUUGGCUGGGUUUGCUGGAUGAUGGCCGUCGAUUCAGGCCUUUAUUUCUUAUGUGGUUGGUACUUGAACAACUUGAUUCCCGGAAAUUUCGGCUUAAGGAAACCGUGGUAUUUUCCCUUUACUGCGUCAUACUGGAAGAAUUUGUGGGGUUUCGUGGCAAAAACACCGCAGGCGCCUGGUUCUGACCUGUCCUUCAUCAACGAGCACUUUGAUAACAAAGGGUCCGCGCUGCAGAACGGGGAGGGAAAGCCUGGAGGAGGCCCCCCGGGUGUCGCCCUGGUGUCUGUGACCAAGGAGUACGAGCCACACAAGGCAGCCGUGCGGGACCUGACCCUAACCUUCCACAGAGACCAGAUCACUGCCCUGUUGGGGACCAACGGCGCCGGGAAAACCACCGUCAUAUCUAUGCUGACGGGACUCUACGCUCCCACCUCUGGAACCAUCAUCAUCAAUGGCAGGAACCUGCAGACAGACUUGUCCUCCAUCAGAAAGGAGCUGGGCGUGUGUCCACAGCAGGGGGUCCUGUUCGACAACCUCACUGUCCGUGAGCACCUGCUGCUCUUUGCCUCUGUAAAGGCUCCACAGUGGACCUGGAAGGAGCUGAGUCAGCAAGUCAGUAGAACUCUCCAGGACGUGGAGUUAACGCAGCAUCAGCACAAACAGACCCGCGUCCUGUCUGGAGGCAUGAAGAGGAAGCUGUCCAUUGGCAUUGCCUUCAUCGGCACUUCAAGGACAGUGGUUCUGGACGAGCCGACCAGCGGGGUGGACCCUUGCUCGCGCCGUGGCAUCUGGGACAUUCUCCUCAAGUACCGUGAAGGUCGGACGAUCAUCUUCACAACCCACCACCUGGACGAGGCGGAGGCGCUCAGUGACCGCGUGGCCUUCUUGGAGCAGGGCCGGCUGCGCUGCUGUGCACCCCCCUUCUGCCUGACUGAGGCCUAUGGCCAGGGGCUCAGCCUGACCCUCACCAAAGAGUCUUCUGUUCUGGAGGCCGGUGACCCGAAGGACAUCGCCCGGGCCACGUCUCUGAUCCAGACCUACAUCCCGCAAGCUUUCCUGAAAGACAGCAGCGGCGGGGAGCUGGUCUACGGCCUUCCCCAGGACGUGGACAGGGCCUGCUUCAAAGGGCUCUUCCAGGCCCUGGAGCAGAACCUGCACAGUCUGCGCGUGACGGGCUUCGGGAUCUCGGACACCACGCUUGAGGAGGUGUUCCUGAUGCUUUUGCAAGGUUCCAAGAAGCAGCCAGGGGCCGAGUUGGAGCCACAGGACCAGAAGCCUCCAGAGCCUGCUCCUGGCUACUGUGAUGCCCCAGCAAGGACCCCGCCUGCGUGGGGCAGCCCACGGCCUCUGGCUCAGGCCACCGCCCUCCUGGUUAAGCGGCUCCGCCACACACGCCGGUCCUGGAAAGGUGCCCUCUCUGACCUGCUGCUGCCCGUCCUCUUCGUGGCCUUGGCCAUGGCCUUGUUCAUGGUGAGGCCUCUGGCCAUCGACUACCCUCCCCUCAAACUGACACCAGGCCAUUACGACAGGGCUGAAGCUUCUUUUUUCAGCAGCGGGAGCGAGAGCGAGGGCCAGGAGCUCACCCACAUGCUUCUGCGGAAGUUUGGAGAUCAGGAUCCACUCUGUGCUGAUUUGAACCCAAACCUGAGGAACUCUUCAUGCUGGCGCGUGGAUCCCCCAUCUCAGGCCCGAAAACCCGACUCCUGCGGCUGCCUGAAGUGUCCGAACACAAGUGCUGGGGUUCCCUACCUGACCAACCGCCAGGGGCACACUCUGCUGGACCUGUCAGCCUUCCACCUGGAGGAGUACUUGCUGGUGCCGUCGGAGAGACCCAGGCUUGGGGGCUGGUCUUUCGGGGUUCAGAUCCCUGAUCAAGGACACUCUGGCAAAGGUAAGCGUUCCCUCUUUUUCCUUCCUGUGUGGUACAAUCAGAAGGGCUUCCAUUCCCUACCUUCCUACUUGAAUCAUCUGAACAACAUGAUACUGUGGAGACACUUACCGCCGGACCGGGACUGGAGACAAUACGGAAUAACGCUGUACAGCCAGCCGUACGGAGGGGCCUUGCUGAACGAGGACAAGAUCCUGGAGAGCAUCCGCCAAUGUGGCGUGGCACUCUGCAUCGUGCUGGGGUUCUCCAUUCUGUCUGCGUCCAUCGGGAGCUCCGUGGUGAGGGACAGGGUGAUCGGAGCCAAGAGGCUGCAGCACCUCAGCGGCCUGGGCUACAGGACGUACUGGCUCACCAACUUCCUGUAUGACAUGGUCUUCUACUUGGUUUCUGUGAGCCUGUGUGUCACCAUCAUCGUCGCCUUCCAGUUAACAGCGUUUACUUUCCGCGAGAACUUGGCAGCCACGGCCCUCCUGCUGGUGCUUUUCGGAUACGCAACUCUCCCGUGGAUGUAUCUGAUGUCCCGGAUCUUCCCCAGUUCGGACGUGGCUUUCAUCUCCUACGUGUCCCUGAACUUCAUCUUCGGGCUCUGCACCAUGCUGAUGACCACCACGCCCCGGCUGCUGGCCAUCGUCUCCAAGGCUCAGAAUUUACAGAACAUCUACGACGUCCUCAAGUGGGUCUUCACCAUUUUCCCUCAGUUCUGCCUGGGGCAGGGACUCAUAGAACUCUGUUACAAUCAGAUCAAGUAUGACCUGACCCACAACUUCGGCAUCGAUUCCUACGUGAGCCCCUUUGAGAUGAACUUCCUGGGCUGGAUCUUUGUCCAGCUGGCCUCGCAAGGCACGGUGCUUCUCCUCCUGAGGAUUGUGCUGCACUGGGACCUUCUGCAGCGGCCACGGGGUCAGUCUGCCAUUCAAGGCACAGUCACAUCUUCCAAGGACAUAGACGUGGAAAAAGAGCAAAUAAGAGUGUUGAAAGGAAGAACUAGUGAAGACCUUCUCGUGCUAUACAACCUUAGUAAAAGCUACGGAAGCUUCUUCAAGAGGACCACUGCUGUGCGAGAUAUUAGUUUGGGCAUACGGAGAGGAGAGUGCUUUGGGCUCCUGGGGCCCAACGGGGCCGGGAAGAGCACCACAUUCAAGAUGCUGAACGGGGACGCUCCUCCGACCUCAGGACGUGCCGUUGCCAGGACUCCCACAGGAGAGGUUGUGGAUCUGGCUUCAGCGGGUGCCGCCGGCGUUCGCAUUGGCUACUGUCCGCAGCAGGAUGCCCUGGACGAGCUCCUCACCGGCUGGGAACACCUUCAGUAUUACUGCUGCCUCCGGGGGAUUCCCAAGCUGAGCAUCCCUCACGUGGCCAGGGACCUUGUGAGGCGUCUACACUUGGAGGCCCACGUGGACAAACUGGUGGCUACCUACAGCGGGGGAACCAAGCGGAAGCUCUCUACAGCCUUGGCCCUGCUGGGCAAACCUGACCUGCUGCUGCUGGACGAGCCCAGCUCCGGGAUGGAUCCCUGCUCCAAGCGGCACCUGUGGAAUACGAUACUGCAAGAGGCCCGGGGAGGCUGUGCGGUGGUGCUGACCUCCCACAGCAUGGAGGAGUGUGAGGCUCUUUGCACGAGACUAGCCAUAAUGGUCAAGGGCAGCUUCAGGUGCCUCGGCUCCCCCCAGCACAUUAAGGACAGGUUUGGUGAUGGGUAUUCAGUGAAGAUUUGGCUCGGUCAGGAAACAAAUCGGCACAACGUGAUUUCGGACUGCUUGAAGCUCCAUUUUCCAGGGAUCCAGUUUAAGGGGCAGCGCCUGAAUUUGUUGGAAUACCAUGUUCCAAAACGGUGGGAAUGCUUAGCAGACCUGUUCCACGUUCUAGAGAACAACAAGACCUUGCUGCAUAUCAAACACUACUCCAUCAACCCAACCACUUUGGAACAGGUAUUUAUUAAUUUUGCUACUGAGCUACCGAAAUCUUCACCAUCUAGCAUGGCUGCCCCCACUGGCUCUUACCAGCCCCCUCACCUGCCUGUCUAAGGACCUAAGGGGACGUUUCUAAGAGGAAUAAUACCUUGUCUUUUAUUCCAAUUUAUCACCUGGGAGGAGCUGGGAUUCAGGCUGCAUGUGGUCGGAACCCUUCUCUCUUCCUUUCCUCUUUGAAGCUGUUG
Messenger RNA from Lontra canadensis (Northern American river otter), 14766 nucleotides. It is a transcript of the gene ABCA13, whose product is annotated as ATP binding cassette subfamily A member 13. Gene Ontology annotation, cellular component: membrane; intracellular membrane-bounded organelle. The record is from RefSeq and is a predicted model, not a curated record. Bases 47 to 14635 code for a protein of 4862 amino acids. The transcript is spliced from 60 exons. Gene Ontology annotation, molecular function: lipid carrier activity; ABC-type transporter activity; ATP binding. Gene Ontology annotation, biological process: transmembrane transport; lipid transport. Lineage: Eukaryota; Metazoa; Chordata; Mammalia; Carnivora; Mustelidae.